Messenger RNA from Trichobilharzia regenti, 642 nucleotides. The record is from the annotation of a GenBank genome assembly. NCBI's taxonomy places the organism in Eukaryota, Metazoa, Platyhelminthes, Trematoda, Strigeidida, Schistosomatidae.
CUGAAGUAGACUACUGAGCUUGCGUGGUUGCGUGUUCUCACUGAAGUAGAGUGGGCUGGGCGCAACAAGUAGGUGUCGUAUUAUGUUGUGUUGGCGUGGUCAAAUGGUAUUCGCGAUCAGCGCGUCUGUGUCUAACUCGGCGUCUCCUUAUCAAUCUCAUUGUUAUCGAGAAAUAUUAAGGUGGUAGCAUCAUAACAUUUGGUGUCCCUGCCUACCGACAAAUACAAAGCCUAUGUCGUGCAGUCUUUAAUGGAGACAUAUAGAUCUUCGGGUAGGACUUCGAGGUUUCUGCGCAGUUGAGUGGUGUUCAAGAUCUGUCAACGAUGAGGCUGCUACUUGGGACGCUUCUGGGAGGUCUGGAGAAAGCAGCAUAUGAAGGUGUGAGGCGAAAUACUGACGAAUGUGCAACAGGGUCAGGCAAACAGUUUCCAAAGUGGGAAGGACCAAAUAUGGUCACGUUGAGAUGGGGUUAUGCAGACACAAUCGCAAUGGUAAAUGAAGCGAAACAAGUGAACAUCAGCGAGUGCCGAGAUUCCAGACAGCUACACAAACGAGCAAAGCCCCUAGAACCAAGAAGAUCGAAUCAACUUCAGUCGCAAGUCUUUGCCUGGGGGUCGAGUGUGGUGAGAGCUAGCUGUUAGU